UCUUUGUUUAUUUUUAUUUCCAAUGAUUUGGUUGCUUUGGUAACGUGGAAAUUAAUUGUAAACAAAUGAAUGAAAAUACGUUUAAUCUUAUGUAACAUAUGAGACAAUUAAUUAAUCUAUUGAUUUCCAGUGGAAAAUAAUGUCGGAAAAAAUUGUUCUAGUUCCAAGUUUAGAGGAUCUUUAUUCUGGUUUCAACGAUUUUAAUCCGGUUCUUGAUUCUAAGGCAUUACAAUACGAUGAAGAUUUCCAACAGACUGUACUUAAAAGUAGCUAUGGAAGACGAGGUAACACUGGUUAUCGGACGAGCGGCACCUCGAGAAUGGGAACAGCGGGUUAUAAUCGAGGACUUGUGUCCACUUCGAGACGUAAAUCAUCAACCUCAAGUCUUAAUCAACAACAAGCCCCUUCGACGGCCCGACCAAUGACCGCAGUUCGUGGUGCUGGUUACACUUCAUCGACCCAUAAAAGUCCAUCCGGUUCCGGGAUAUUCGACCCUUUAUCUCAAAACAAAUCAAGUUCGUCCUCUCCCUUUGUCGCCAAAGACGAAAAUACCCCUCAGGCAAAGAUUAAACUAUUGGAAAAGAAAGUUAAUGAUCUGCUGGAAGAAUCGAUCGAAGCCUCUUAUCGAAAUGAAUUUAAAUUAUCUUUAGAUAAAGCGAAACAAGCGAUGACCAAAGAAAGGUCACUUUCCCGACAGAAAGAGCAAUUGGCCUCAGCGGCAAUUUCAGUUUCCAUUGAAUUAACAUUCGCUGUUCUUUUCAAUCUCGCAAUUCAAUAUACUCGAAAUGAAAUGUAUUCAGACGCUAUAAGUACGUUUCAAACACUCAUCAAGAAUCGUUCAUUUGUUAAUUCAGGAAGACUUAAACUAAACAUCGGAGCAAUUUACUAUCGACAAGGAAAUUAUCCUAAAGCAAUUAAAUUUUUUCGAAUGGCUUUAGAUCAAAUACCGACCUCCCAACGCAAUACAAGAAUGAGAAUAAUGAGAAAUAUUGGUUUAUCUUUCGUCAAACUGAAUCAAUAUUCCGAUUCAAUUACAUCAUUCGAAUACAUCAUGUCGGAGAAAGGUGAUUUUCGUGAUGCUCUGAAUCUAAUUGUUUGUCAUUAUGCAAUUGGGGAUAAAGAGAAUAUGAAAAAAUCGUUUAUUAAAUUGUUGGAAAUAUCUGAUGUCAACUGUUCAUCAGAUCGAUAUGAGAUGAUUACCGAAGAUGAUGAUAACCUUUCAACGUUAAUUUUGGAAGCAAUUAAAGUUGAUUCACUUCGUAAAUGGGAAAGGGAACGUAAACAAGAACGAGAUUGGUGUAUUCUCCUGGCAUCACAAUUAAUUGCCCCAGUGAUUGGUGACACUUUUACCCAAGGAUACGAAUGGUGUGUUGAUACCAUUCGAUCCGCUGGUUACAUUGAGAUCAGCGAUGAUAUCGAGAUAAACAAGGCUGUUAAACACUUGAAGAGACGGGAAUUUGCCGAGGCCAUUGGAACCCUUAAGACGUUUGAAAAAAAGGAGGGAAAAGCGGCCUCAACCGCUGCGACCAAUUUAUCAUUUUUAUAUCUAUUACAAAACGAUCUUGAAACGGCCGAUCGUUAUGCUAAUAUAGCGAUUGACACGGAUCGAUUUAAUUCCGCUGGAUUGGUCAAUAAGGGUAAUUGUUGUGUUAAAUUGAAUGACCAUGAAAGGGCCAGUUCGUUUUACAAAGAGGCGCUGACCAAUGAUUCGUCCUGCAUCGAGGCUCUUUACAAUCUCGCUUUGGCCAAUAAAAAGUUAAAUCGAUUCGAUUUAGCCUUAAAUUGUCUUCUCAAGAUUAACAGUAUUCUCCCUAAUCAUCCAAACGUCCUCUAUCAAAUUGCUAAUAUUUAUGAAUUAAUGAAUGAUAUGGAUUCGUCAAUGGAUUGGUUUCAAUUGUUAAUCACUUUUGUUCCCUCGGAUCCUAAUAUACUUAAUCGUAUGAGCGAUAUUGCCGCUAACGAAUCGGACAAACAAUCAUCUUUCUCGUACAUAAAUGAUAGUUAUCGUUAUUAUCCAUCACAUAUUCCAACAAUUGAAAGACUUGCUGCUUAUUACAUAGAAACUCAAGUCUAUGAAAAGGCGACUCGUUAUUUGGAAAAGGCUGCGGCAGUUCAGCCAAAUCAAGUUAAAUGGUAUUUAAUGAUCGCUGCUUGUUAUCGUCGGAGUGGAAAUUACCAACAAGCUCUACAAUGUUACAAAAUGAUCCAUCGUAAGUUUCCAGAUAAUCUUGAAUGUGUCAAGUUCUUGGUGCGAAUUUGUCAAGAUUUGGCCUUACCUGAGUAUAAUGAAUUCUACGAUAAGCUGAAGAAAUUGGAAAAGGUGAGAGAAUCGAGAGAAAGAAAGUCACAAAGCGGUCGAUCUCAGCGAAGUGGUUCACGAGCUUCCUCUAACAAUAAUCGAACCUCAGCUGAAAGUUCAAGAGGAGAUUCAGCUUCUAGCAACAGCUCAGGAUACGUCACCUCAGUUUCGAUUAACUCUAAAAAUGGAAACAAAAAGAAAUCAAUAUUUGAUCUGAUCGAAAAUAAAGAAGUCGAUGAUGAAAAUAUUCUUGAUGACGAAACUGGACCUUUACAAAGACCAACAACUUCGUGGAGGAAACGAAAUGAAGAUGAUGAUUUUACAAACGAUGAAAUCGUUGACAUUUUACCAGAAUAAUUAACCAUAAACAACACGAAAAUCAAUCGCUAAUCAUAAUCUAAAAAUCACUUUGCACAAUCAAAUUUAAUCAGUUCUCUUACAGUUAAUCCUGUUAAUUAAUUUGUUCAAUUGUUUCGCAAAACCUGUUGACUUAAUUACGAUUAUAACAUAUAAAUUAUAUCGAUCUGCGUUGAAUUUGUUACAAUUAUGUUACAUCCAUUUCUUAAUUAAUACAAUAAAAUUGUUCAGUAAACUGA
Messenger RNA from Panonychus citri (citrus red mite), 2895 nucleotides. Its product is annotated as intraflagellar transport protein 88 homolog. Gene Ontology annotation, biological process: non-motile cilium assembly; intraciliary transport. Lineage: Eukaryota; Metazoa; Arthropoda; Arachnida; Trombidiformes; Tetranychidae. The transcript has 7 exons. Bases 140 to 2656 code for a protein of 838 amino acids. Gene Ontology annotation, cellular component: centriole; ciliary basal body; ciliary base. Gene Ontology annotation, molecular function: kinesin binding. The record is from RefSeq and is a predicted model, not a curated record.